Messenger RNA from Solanum lycopersicum (tomato), 735 nucleotides. RefSeq names its product flavonol sulfotransferase-like. Gene Ontology annotation, cellular component: cytoplasm. Lineage: Eukaryota; Viridiplantae; Streptophyta; Magnoliopsida; Solanales; Solanaceae. Gene Ontology annotation, molecular function: sulfotransferase activity. Gene Ontology annotation, biological process: sulfation. The record is from RefSeq and is a predicted model, not a curated record.
AUGACAAGACAUCAUUUUGAUGACUCUACCAACCCUAUACUCACAAAACUUCCUCAUGAUUGUAUACCAACAUUAGAAAUUGAUUGUGACAUCAAUUUUACUUCUCUUGAUGACACUAAGUUCCCAUUAUUAGGCACACAUCUUCCAUACACUUGUUUGCCACAAUCUAUAAUAGAUUCGAAGUGUAAGAUCAUUUAUAUAUGUAGAGAACCAAAAGACACAUUUGUUUCAACAUGGCAUUACACUAAAAAGCUUGAAGAAACCAUCCCUGAAUUCAAAGAUAAUCCUAUCACACUCGAACAAGAAAUCGAGUGGUUUCUUGAAGGAAAAUCCUUGUAUGGACCUUAUUGGGAUCACGUGUCUGAAUAUCUAAAAGCAAGUAAGGAUCGUCAUGGAAAGAACGAGAUUUUCUUUUUGAAAUUCGAGGACUUGAGGAAUGAUACGCUGAGUUAUGUGAAGAAAUUGGCUGAGUUUAUGGGAAAACCAUUUUCUCAAGAGGAAGAGGAUCAAUUUGUACCUGAAAAAAUAGUGGCAACUUGUGAAUUUGGAAAUUUGAGUAAUUUAGAGGUGAAUAAGAGUGGAUCGCAUAAUCCAAAACCUGGGAUAAAAGUUAAUAAUAAUGCUUUUUUUCGUAAAGGAGAGAUCGGAGAUUGGAAGAAUCUUUUGAGUGAAGAUGUGGCAAAAUCAAUUGACAACAUAACUAAGGAAAAACUUCAAUCUUUAAUUUGGGAUUGA